AUGUCGAACUUCGUCAAUGUUGAGCUUCGGUUGUUUGAGGAGUCAUCAUUUACCUGUCGAUCUAUUGGAAACCGACUGAAUCUGAGCAUAAACAAUGGAAAUCUGGCGUUCUUCAGGUACUCGGAAAUUGUGCACGAAAUUAAUCUGAGACCAAAUACUUCCGUUCUUCGACUGGGAUUGAAGACUGCGAGCUUGUCAUUGAAAAAGGAUAAAUAUGGAAAAGACAACCUGGAAUCUGAAAUUUCUUCUUUUGACAGAAGGACCGAUUCCUGGUCGGCUGUUCAAUACUUCCAGUUCUAUAGCUAUCUUAGUCAACAGCAGAAUAUGAUGCAGGACUAUAUUCGCACAUCAACUUACCAGCGUGCCAUACUGGCUAAUGCUUCCGUUGAUUUCCGCGACAAAGUGGUUCUAGAUGUUGGAGCUGGUUCUGGUAUCAGUUUUUUCGCGAUUCAAGCUGGCGCCAUCAAGGUUUAUGCUGUGGAGUUAUCCAAUAUGGCGAGAUUCUGCAAUACUUUGGUGCAGGCAAACAAACUGGCUGGUCGGAUAAUCGUAAUCGGUGGUAAGAUCGAGGAGAUCACCUUGCCGGAGCCGGUCUCGGAUGAAAUUUCCAAUUCAUCGGAUGUGGAGACUUCAGAGGAAGACAACGGAGAGGCGAUGCAUCUGGCUGACGGUGAGAUACCUCCUGAUGGGAAUAUCAAGCGUUCUAAUCGCGCCCUUCUUUCUCCCGGCAUAAUGUUCCCUACAGUGGCGAAUCUGUACAUUGUGCCGUUCAGCGACGAUGCUCUUUUUGCCGAACAGUUCGCAAGAGCGUACGUUUGGUACCAGCAGAACUUCCAUGGUAUGGAUCUGACUGCCUUGCGAAAUGCUGUUCUUGCGGAAUACUUCAACCAACCAAUAGUGGACACCUUCGACAUUGGCCUGUGCCCCGCUGUACCCUGUGUACAUAAAGUUGACUUCCGCACUGUAACUGAAACGCAGCUUGCUUCGAUUGAUAUUCCACUUCACUUUCAGAUCUCUACUUCAUCCGCUAUCCAUGGUUUGGCAUUCUGGUUUGAUGUUGGAUUCCUCGGGUCCCAGCGCGAAUUAUGGCUAUCCACUGCACCGACGGAACCUCUAACUCAUUGGUACCAGGUUCGGUGCCUUCUUGGAACACCCCUCUUCGUACAAGAGGGACAGAUCCUAAAUGGCCAUGUUGCCAUGCGUGCGAACACACGGCAGUCUUACGACGUGCGGACAGAAUUAAUUGUUCCAGGAUGCCAGACAAAGAUAACCAACACUCUUGAUCUGAAAAACCCUCACUUCCGAUAUAACAGCUACCCUCCUGCUCCCCCUCCCUUUUCCCAUAAUCGCUCUCCAACUGAAGUUUAUUAUUCCAACCUAUGCUUUCAACAACAGCAACAAACACAGCAGCAGAGCCUACAUGCCAAUUUGGCAGUUCCCAUGACAGGCAAUCUCUCUAUCCCUGGAGGCAACACGAACCUUUCUACACCUGGUGGUCCUUUGUUUGCCAUAGCUCCAAACGGACCAAACUCCGCCCAUGCGAAAAUGUUCGCACUACCAAACGCAGCUAUCUCGAACGAACAGCAAUCAAUGCAGCUAUCCUCGCAAUCAUUAAACCCGUUGAUCGCACCGGUGACCGCAAACUCUUCAAUUCUCCCAUCUUCACAGCCUCCACGUAUCGCACCUGUAGCCUGUAAUCCAGGGCUUGUAUCAUCCGUGUUCUGA
Molecule: messenger RNA, 1725 nt
Organism: Dicrocoelium dendriticum
Lineage: Eukaryota; Metazoa; Platyhelminthes; Trematoda; Plagiorchiida; Dicrocoeliidae
Source: the annotation of a GenBank genome assembly